CCACCUAUAAAUUAAAGGCUCGGCGACGACGAUGAGCUUGUGUAGAAAGUAGAAACACCACUAGAGAAGAUCCUCACUGUCCUCACAUUGCUGCGAUCUCUAGGACUUUCCCUUGUACGUAAGUCCAUUUGACGUGGACAGAUGGACCAGUAUGAAAAAGUUGAGAAGAUUGGUGAAGGAACAUAUGGUGUGGUUUAUAAGGCUCGUGACAAGGUGACCAAUGAAACUAUUGCUUUGAAGAAGAUCCGGCUGGAGCAGGAAGAUGAGGGAGUUCCAAGCACUGCUAUUAGGGAAAUUUCUCUCUUGAAAGAAAUGCAACAUGGAAAUAUUGUCAGGUUGCAAGAUGUAGUGCACAGUGAAAAGCGAUUGUAUCUGGUCUUUGAAUAUCUGGACUUGGACCUGAAGAAACACAUGGAUUCGUGUCCAGAGUUCGCAAAGAAUCCACAUCUGAUAAAAAUGUUUCUGUAUCAAAUACUUCGCGGUAUUGCCUAUUGUCAUUCUCAUAGAGUUCUGCAUCGAGAUCUGAAGCCUCAAAACUUGCUGAUAGACCGUCGUACAAAUGCACUGAAGCUUGCAGACUUUGGAUUGGCCAGAGCAUUUGGUAUUCCUGUCCGGACAUUCACGCAUGAGGUGGUGACACUAUGGUACAGGGCACCAGAAAUACUACUUGGAUCCCGCCACUACUCUACUCCUGUUGAUGUUUGGUCAGUUGGUUGUAUAUUUGCUGAGAUGGUAAACCAGAGACCACUGUUUCCUGGUGACUCCGAGAUAGAUGAAUUAUUCAAGAUUUUCAGGUGUUGCAUAUUUCAAUCAAUUGCAUUCUUCUUUUCGUUUCUGGAAGAAUCCUUAGCAAUGUGGGCCCCCAGUGGACUUUCUACAAACUUAGAUCUCCUAUAUCUCUGUUUGUUAUUGUCAUGAUCAAUUAUGCAAUAUUUCUUGAGCGAAAUAGUAGACAUCUGGGAGUACUUCAUUGGGAUGUGGCUUUAAAAUGCAGGAAAAAAAAUUACAGAUUUUUUUUGACAUUGUGUCUUGAUCUUAUUGUAGAAUUGUCCCUUCUAUGUCUAAUUUUCACUUAACUGCAGUUUAUUCCCUUAUGUGCUUUGUAUUUAUUCUAUGUAUUUAUAUAUGGUCUUCCCUUUAUAAAUGAAGAGAAAUGGGAACUCCCAAUGAGGAUACAUGGCCUGGAGUGACUUCGCUGCCUGAUUUUAAAUCUGCAUUUCCGAAGUGGCCUCCUAAGGACCUGGCAACUGUGGUCCCAGAUCUUGAUUCAGCCGGGCUUGAUCUCCUUAGUAAAAUGCUGUGCUUGGAUCCCAGCAAGAGAAUUACGGCAAGGAAUGCUCUUGAGCAUGAGUACUUUAAGGAUAUUGGGUCUGUACCUUAAUUUCCUAUCGCUCGUCCUUGUUGAAAGUGUAUAUUGGUAUGUGGCAUCUGUGAGGUUUUAUUAUGUGAGAUAUAUGUGCUGUUUUUAGGGGUAUUUUUUUUCUUUCUUUCUUUUGAUUCCUUGGAGAUAACCAAAAUUUCAAUUUAGUGUUUUCGGCAGAGCCAUCGUAGGAUUGCUUGUGUUGCUCCAUCAUCUCAAAUUCCUUUCUCAUGUUAAAGAUAGCUAUUGAGUCCUUUUUUUAAAAAAUUUUACUUGUAACAUUUCCAUGAAGAACAUAUAUUGGCUUGUAUCCUCUUCUUGGAGGUGUUACUUUGGUGUGUAUUUGGUUUUGCAAUCAAUUGUUUCUUCUCUUUCUUUGCCGAUUUACUUUUUUGGAAUCUUUGUAAUACAAAUUCAUGGCUAUUU
Ilex paraguariensis (yerba mate) is the source of this 1786-nucleotide messenger RNA. Lineage: Eukaryota; Viridiplantae; Streptophyta; Magnoliopsida; Aquifoliales; Aquifoliaceae. The record is from the annotation of a GenBank genome assembly.